CAGAAAGAACAGUCAAAAUGCAGACAGGGCACAGGACAAAGCACUCGGGACAAAAUGUAUAAAAAAAAUGACAUUUUUUUAAAAUUUUCUAAUUUCCCGCCGGUUCCGGCACCCAUACGUCCCGAUGUCACAGGGACCGGAAUACAGAAGCCGGAUGCUGGUAUCGGCCAGAGGAGAUGGCCGGGGACGCUGCAGGGGACACAUCGCGGGAGUGAAGGACAAGGUAAGCUCUGCAGGGAAUCCCUAUGCAGCGCCGCAUGGUAAGUCCGAGUGUAGGUCGGGGUUACCGCUUUUGGUACUGAAAU
This is a messenger RNA of Staurois parvus, 305 nucleotides long. The record is from the annotation of a GenBank genome assembly. NCBI's taxonomy places the organism in Eukaryota, Metazoa, Chordata, Amphibia, Anura, Ranidae.